Malania oleifera is the source of this 1902-nucleotide messenger RNA. Its product is annotated as wax ester synthase/diacylglycerol acyltransferase 11-like. Lineage: Eukaryota; Viridiplantae; Streptophyta; Magnoliopsida; Santalales; Ximeniaceae. Bases 194 to 1741 code for a protein of 515 amino acids. Gene Ontology annotation, molecular function: diacylglycerol O-acyltransferase activity; long-chain-alcohol O-fatty-acyltransferase activity. The transcript has 7 exons. Gene Ontology annotation, biological process: triglyceride biosynthetic process. The record is from RefSeq and is a predicted model, not a curated record. Gene Ontology annotation, cellular component: plasma membrane.
GGGUGCCGGGCCAGGCCGGGCGGGCGUUAUUCAUCCCAACUCGAGGGGCAUUUCCGUAACCCCUUCCCAUAAAAGCCUCACCUCGACCGGCUGUCCAAAGCCGACACCGUGGGGGAAAAGCGGCCCCCGACAAAGCCCCCUCAACUUUGAACAAAAUUACGAUUCUCCCACCAUAAAGCAACCGCAGCUCGCGAUGGAAAUGGAAUCAUCAUCGGGCGAGCCUUGGGGACUCAGAAGCCUCAGGCUGAGAAAGCCGCCUACUGACGGCGAUUCCGCCGGCGGAUCCAGCGCCGGAUAUGCGGCGGAGGAAAAGGGAGAGCCGCUGAGCCCGGCGGGGCGGCUGUUUCACUCGCCGAACUUCAACUGCUGCAUCGUGGCGAUCAUGGGGUGCCGCACGGAGAUCAACCCAGUGGUGAUAAAGGCUGGGCUGGUGAACACUCUGCUCAAGCACCCCCGCUUCUCCGGCAAACUGGUCAUCGAUGGUAAAAAAGGUGGGAAGAAGAGAUGGGUUCGGACAACGGUGAACUUAGAUGACCAUAUUACUAUUCCAGAUUUAGACCCCAAUGUAGAUGCACCAGACAAAUUUGUUGAAGACUAUGUCUCAAAUCUUACUAAGAUCCCAAUGGAUCUCUCGAAGCCGUUAUGGGAACUCCACAUCCUCAACAUCAAAACCUCAGAUGCAAAUGCUGUUGGAAUUUUUCGGAUUCACCACUCAAUUGGUGAUGGUGUGUCCCUUAUAUCUGUCCUCCUUGCUUGUACUCGGAAGACAUCUGACCCAGAAGCAUUGCCUACUAUUCCAACUCAGAAACGGGCUGGUUCUAGAAGUUCAUGUGGGUUUUGGCAGUUCUUAAAGAUUAUAUGGUUGGUGUUUAAGCUCUUUUGGAACACAUUUGUGGAUGUUUUGUUUUUUGUAGCAACUAUGAUUUUUUUGAAGGACAAAGAUACACCUAUUAAGGGUGCACCCAAUGUCGGUUGGACUGUUAAACGGUUUGUGCACCGAACAGUUAGCCUCGAUGAGAUAAAGCUGGUGAAGAAUGCCACAAAUGCGACCAUUAAUGACGUUAUAUUGGGAGUAACACAUGCUGGUCUUGCUCAAUAUCUUAGUCGGAGAUAUGGCGAACGAGAGAGUAAUAAGGGUGCAGCUAAGAAGGGGAAUAAUCUCCCAAAACGUAUUCGCCUCAGGUCAGCCCUUCUCGUUAACAUCAGACCAUCUGCAGGGAUUGAGGAAGUUGCUGAUAUGAUGAUGAAGUCCAAGUUCAAGUGGGGUAACUGGAUUGGCUAUAUCUUACUCCCUUUCCCAAUUGCUUUACAAGAUGACCCGUUGGAGUACAUUCAUCGGGCAAAAGCAACUAUUGAUCGGAAAAAGCUCUCACUCGAACCCAUUUUGACAUACACAAGUGCUAAGCUAUUACUCAAUAUAUUUGGAGUAAAGGUUGCUGCAGCUCUAAUUCACAGAGUUCUAUCUAACACUACAAUGUCAUUUUCAAAUGUGGUUGGUCCGGUUGAGGAAAUUAGCUUCUGUGGCCAUCCUUUGGCUUACCUUGCUCCUAGUGUUUACGGGCAUCCCCAUGCAUUGACGGUCCAUUUUCAAAGUUACAUGAACAAGAUGACCAUCGUUGCAGGAGUUGAUCAAGACGUGAUUCCCGACCCGCACAAGCUUUGUGAUGAUUUCGAGGAAUCUCUCAAGCUCAUCAAGAAUGCUGCUGUGGAAAAAGGGUUGAUCAAGAAUGACAUUCAGUAAGAGGGAGCUGUUUGUAGCACUUGUUGUUGUGACAUUUCCUAGAAUAUCUCGAGUGAAAGAACAACUUUCUUUGUUUCCUUUUACUGUUUUGGUUAUAGUCAAAGCUUCUCCAUUGGCUGUAUAUCAGAUUGCCAAAAAGAUGGCUAAUGUUCUUUCACUAA